Molecule: messenger RNA, 294 nt
Organism: Adineta steineri
Lineage: Eukaryota; Metazoa; Rotifera; Eurotatoria; Adinetida; Adinetidae
Source: the annotation of a GenBank genome assembly
AUGUCAUCUACAGAUGGUACAAAUAAUAAGACUGAUGAAUAUAUUAAACUUCGAGUUGUUGGACAAGAUAAUAGUGAAGUUCAUUUUAAAGUUAAAAUGACAACAUCAAUGGGUAAACUUAAAAAAUCAUAUGCUGAACGUCAAGGUGUUGCUGUCAAUAGUUUACGAUUUCUCUUUGAUGGUAAACGUAUUAAUGAUGACGAAACGCCAAAGCUUUUAGAAAUGGAAGAUAAUGAUACAAUUGAUGUGUAUCAAGAACAAGUUGGUGGUAGUCAAUCAUUCCAUACUAAAUAA